CUCUCGGGAGGCUGGAUUAGCCACAAGUUGUGGUGAACCAGGGUAAAAUCGGUGUGCCUCUUUCUUUUCUCUUUACUUCUCGCUUAUUCAUUUUUAUUCCUGCGAUUUCUUGAUCAAACGCUAUUCACCCCCCCUCUAGCGUUGGUCUAUUAUUCUAACAAUUGGUAUCAAAGCCUAACUCGCGUCCAAACUUAACCGUUUGAGAGUAAAGCGAUCAUGGGCUCUUCUUCUAGAAAUCUCUAUGCAGGAAUUGGAGAAGGACAAUCAACCUCUAGGCCACCACUCUUUGAUGGCACCAACUACUCUUAUUGGAAGGAACGGAUGAGAAUCUAUAUUCGUUCCACCAACUUCCAAUUGUGGUUGGUGAUCAAAAAUGGCGAAAAAAUCCCUAUGAAGAAAGUGGGAGAAACCACGGUCCCAAAGACCAAAGACGAAUUUGAUGCCGAAGACAUCAAGAAGAUCGAAAACUAUGCAAAGGCCAUCAAUAUGCUAUAUUGCGCGGUCAACCCCGAUGACUACCGAAAGAUCUCCUGUUGCACAACCGCCAAGGAGAUGUGGGACAAGCUUGAAGUGACGUACGAAGGUACCGAUCAAGUUCGCGAAGCAAAGAUCGACUUUCUCACCCAAGAGUACGAAAUGUUCCGGAUGAAAGAAGGUGAGAAAAUUGAUGACAUGUUCGACCGGUUCUCAAAGAUAAUCAGCGAUCUUCAUGCCCUCAAAAAGACCUACACCAACAACGAUCUUGUGAGGAAAAUCCUGCGGAGUCUCACACCCGAAUGGAGGUCAAAAGCCGAUGCAAUCUACGAAUCCAUCGGAGUCUCCAACGUCACCAUCGACGGGCUAAGAGGUAAUCUUAAAACCUAUGAAUCUACUAUUCUAACCCCGUCUUUGGAUGAACAAAAGAAAAAGGGGAUAGCUCUCAAAGCCACCAAGGAGCCGGUGGAAGAGGCUUCAAGCGAUGACGACAAUGAAUUCAGGCUCGUCAUCAAGAAGUUUCACAAGUUCAUGAAGAAGGAAUUUGAGCGGAAGGGAAGGAAGCACGACGGUCCUCCCAAGUGCUACGGCUGUGGCGAGAUUGGCCACAUCAAGCCAAGGUGUCCAAAGGCCAAACACGGCAAGGACAAGUCUGGCUUCAAGAAGCAAAGGGCCUACAUCUCUUGGGGUGGCGAUUCCGG
Cuscuta campestris is the source of this 1175-nucleotide messenger RNA. Lineage: Eukaryota; Viridiplantae; Streptophyta; Magnoliopsida; Solanales; Convolvulaceae. The record is from the annotation of a GenBank genome assembly.